ACUCAGCUACUGAUGAAAUCGUCUGACUGCCAUGGCACAUACCGACACUGUCGGCGGCACAAUGCUGGGCCGCACCUUGGGGCGCCGAGGGGUGCGGCCGGGCGGCGGACGGCAAAGCAGACCAGGGCAGAGGCACAGCACGACCUGGCGAAGAAGCAGCAGCGGCGCGACUCGGAUUGGAUAAGGGCACGAGGAUGACGCCAACCUGGUCUGAAGGCAUUCUACCAGGCCGAAUAAGGCAUUGGAUGGCGGAGGGCACAUGUGGCGUGCUCGAAGGCGUGCCAACAGUUGGCACGCGCUCAAGCUCGCUGCUGGCCCCAUGGAUAGCCGUUCGCGACAACGCAUAUCCAGGCGAGCUGUCUUCACAGCCUGGCGGCGUAAUACACGGCGUGUAAGUCACGGACUAACUUUUCAUGCCGCAAGCUGCAACCUUGCCGUCGCUGGCCGGGAAGGCUCGCAAACCGGCUACCAUCAAGAAUGCGGAUGUUGGGUUGGGGCCCCGAAAGGCCGGCGAGGCGUCUUACAGCCCUGAUGCAGCAACGUUGCCUGGUAUUCGGACGAGCGGUAUGCCGACUUUCCACGCCGAGUCAACUCCCACGCUUUGGGCGCCCUCCUGCCCGGCGGCCUUUGGCCCGCUGCAUCCAGCCGAUGGCGCCUGCUUCUCCCCCAGCCCUCCAGCCAGCAGCACCCCUACCGGCGACACCAGCAAAGCCAGACACAGCGGCAACGCCCCUUUGUGGCGGCGUUUUGUUUUCAUGAAACCGGGCCACACCACCAGCAGCCAUGCCCUUAACGGCAGUGGGCCUCAGCCGCAGUCGUGUCGGGCUGCGGUGCCGCGUGCGAAGCGGUCUCUGCCGGCGUCGGUGGCCGGGGGCGGAAGCGGGGGCGGAUCCUCCGGUGUGGAGGGCUGCAGGAGGCUGGCGGAGCUACGGGCUGUCGUGGCGGGCGAGAUGGGCCCGGACUUCCCGGCCGCGCACUGGCCGCCCAACGCGGCGCAGGCCGGCGCGCUGCUGGGCUGCGGCCUGUCUGCGGCCGGGCUGCGGGGCCGGCUGCGACAGCUGCAGCAGGACAUGGGAGCGCCGGUGCUCAGUUACCUGGUGUACGCCGCGCCGGGCCUGUUGGCGAGUGACGAGGUGCGGCAGCUGCUGGAGGCGGCGGCGGCGAUGACGGCGGUGGCGGCUGAUGCGGCGGCGCCCAACAGCAGCAGGCGCUGCGGCGCCGCCGAAGGCAUUGGCGCUAGUGGCGGCGGCGGCAGUAGUUGCGGCGGCGGCAGCAGCAGCAGCAGCAGCAGCAGCAGCAGCGGUCGCAGCAUGGAGGUGGCGGCUGUGGAUGUGUUCCGUGCGGCGCCGGCGCUGAUGGGCCUGCGGGCGGAGGCGCUGUGGGGCCGGGGCUUGGCGCUGAUGGCGGAGCUGGCUGCGGACGGCAGGGACGAGGCCUACUUCCGAGCCAUGCUGCGGGCACAGCCGCACCUGCUGGCAGCGCCGGCCGAGGAGCUGAGAGCCAGGCUGCAGCUGCUGCGGGAGGUGGCGUCGGCGCCGGGUUCAGCAGGGCUUGCAACGGCAGCAGCGCCCGGAGGCGACAGCAUGCGGCGGUCCAGUGGUGCGGCCGCUGGCGGCGGUGGCGGCGGCGGCGGUCACGGCGGUUGGCUCCCGGCCUGGGGCUCUGAGCUGGCGUUGGCAACGCCGGCGAAGCUGGGUGCGCUGCUGCACACGAGCCGGCGGCGGCUGUUGCGGCUGCGGUACGUGCGGCAACAGCUGGAGGCAGUCAGCGCUGCCGCAGCAGCAGCUGCCAGCAAAAGCAGCAGUGGCGGGAGCAGUAGCAGUAGCAGUAGCGGCUUGGAGCCGUGGCAACAGCAACGGCUGCAGCAGGAGCGGCAGCGGCAGGAGCAGCAGAUGCUUGGGCGGUGGCGGCCGGCGGAGCCGAUGAUGGCGGUGGUGCGGUACCGGGGCGCGGAGUGGGCGCGGCGGCACCCGGGCUAUGCGGACUGGGAGGCGAACUACCUGCGGCAGGAGCGGGAGCAUGCGGAGGCGAUCACGGAGUGGACGCUGGCGUACCCGUAGGGUCCGUCGGCACGGGGUGGAUGGCGAAACGCAUGGCUGUUUGGCGCUUGACUGUGGGUGGGAAUGUGGGAUUCCGCUCAGCGCUGUGUGCGAUGUUUGAUGAGUGCGGAUUGCGAAUGGCGGCGGCCUGGUUUGAGUGCAGGGGUGUUUCUGGAUGUUGCUGCGGCUGUCGCGUUGAGGCACCAAAGGUCAAUCCGUAUACUUGGGCGGAUUCAGUGGUGGCAGUGUGUGAUCUGGCUGUGCAUAAGCGCUGGAUUUGUGGCACGUGCAACGUGAAUUAUGCUGAAGCUGUUCAGUUUGGAACCCGGCGAGCUUGUCGAUGUCCCGAAUACCGUGGGGGUAUGUCCCUAAUACCGUGGGGCCAUGUCGCACCCGUGGAGCGAGCGCACUGUAACGCUGUGAGUUG
Messenger RNA from Chlamydomonas reinhardtii, 2466 nucleotides. RefSeq lists its product as uncharacterized. The record is from RefSeq and is a predicted model, not a curated record. Lineage: Eukaryota; Viridiplantae; Chlorophyta; Chlorophyceae; Chlamydomonadales; Chlamydomonadaceae. The transcript has 6 exons. The coding region runs from base 414 to 2060 and encodes 548 amino acids.